UAACCCUCUUCUUAACAUUCCAAAGUGUACCUUUUCUAUUGAUGAGAUAUGACUUUGAUGUUCUGAAGAUUGACAAUGUAUGUGAAACUGACUCCUGGAUAGGAAUUGUACCCUAAACUAUGAUUCAAGCUCCUAAUUAUUAAUCAGACAUGCAAGAUGACAUAUGUUCUCUCCUUUAUCCCAAAUUUCCAAUCUCUGUUCUUGGUGUGCAGUCAGACAAAUUACCUCUUUUACUACAUAUCAUCUUUCUAUUGCAUAUGUUCUACAAUCAAAGAGUUAUAUGGAAUAUGUCGAGAAAUGUGAAACUAUUUUGUAGUCAAAAGCCAAAAAAAAAAAAUGAUUGUGAAUGUUUUAACAUGAUUUAAGUGGAUGAUCUGCUGCAGGGAAAUUGUGAGAGGGGAAGAAAGAAUAUAUAAGUGCUCCAAUAUAGGAGAUCACUAUUGAUCUGCUGCAAAAUGGAAUGCUGAGAUAUGCUACUUUGUAUAGACAGAUGGCCCGAGGGACAUUGAUGAAAAGGCAAUUUUCUUUUAUACAUAUCUUUUUUCUGUAUUUAUGACUUUCACAUGUAUCUUUCUGUUUCCAUAGGCUCUGCAUUUUUUGAGGUAUAACAUGACCAUUAAGUGCGUUAGCAUUCAGCAUUCUACUAUAAGAUAAGAUAAGCAGAACAUUGCUUCUCUUCUCAAGCUAAUUAGAUAGAAAUAUGCUGUUUCUCUUUUCAUAUAAUGUUUGAUUGGUGAUAAGUUCUAAUAGAGGUGCCUCAAUAUUCUGACUGCUUUGCAGAUAUACUGUAAAUAUUUUUCUAUACAUAUCUAAAAGAUCCUGUAAUAUUUCUCUUAAUUGGUUUUGAUUUCUUUCCUUAUAUAGGAUUCUUGUAACUGUAUAAAAUCCUUCAUAUUCAUGAAUAGAGUCAUUAAGGUCCUGCAGAUCUGAUUUUGGCUUGCUGCUCCAGCAUGUCUCGUCAUUCAAGACACAUUCCGGUAUUCUUCUCGAGUUGGAUCUGUAUUUGAAGGUGUACUAUUCACUUUGUCUCCAUUGUAAUUUCCUGUUAUUGUCUUCGUACUGUUUUGCGUAAGGUUCAGUUUUUGUGUGAAGAAGCUGCUAAUUUCUUGAGAAACAGAUAGUAGUUAUUUGCUCCCAUUGUCAGUUUCUUCACUAAACAUUAGUUAAGGUUCAGUUUUUGUGUGAAGAAGCUGCUAAUUUCUUGAGAAACAGAUAGUAGUUAUUUGCUCCCAUUGUCAGUUUCUUCACUAAAAAGUAGUUGAAAAUGUUACUUCAUGAAGUUUCCGUGACCGAAAUAGUUCCGGCAUUACCCAAAAUUACAGUUCAUAAAUUAAAUAUGUCUAAUUAUUUAGACUGGAGUAGGAAAAUCAGGGUCUACUUGCGUAGUGUUGAAAAGGAUGACCAUCUUAGUGAGGGCCCUCCAACUGAUGAAACUAAAAAGUCUUGGUGAUUCUAGACUGUUCUUGCAAAUUAUAAACUCUAUUGACAAUGAAGUAGGUGGUUUGGUUAAUCACUGUGAAUUUGUUAAAGAGUUAAUGGAUUAGCUAGAGUAUCUAUAUUCUGCAAUGGUUAUUUGUCUCGAGUUUAUAAAGUUUGUAAGGCUUUCUACCGUCCCGGGAAGGAAGAUAAGACACUCACCACAUACUUCACUGAGUUCAAGAAAAUUUAUGAGGAGUUGAACAUGCUUUUUCCGUUCAGUACUGAUAUCAAGGUGCAACAAGCUCAGAGGGAACAAAUGGCAAUAAUAAGUUUCUUCGCGGAACUCCCCUCUGAGUUUGAGACUGCUAAAUCACAGAUACUCUCCAGUUCUGAGAUCACUUCUCUCAAAGAUGUUUUCAGUUGGGUGUUGCGUACGGAGAGUACAUCCAAUCAGCAAAUCAAUGAACUUGUUGCAAAAGGAGAAGAAAAAAAUGAUGCUAGAAGAAACUAUUCUCUUCAGACAUAUUCAGACAGCCAAAAUCAUGUGACUGGACUCCGAAUAGUUGUUCCUACGUGUGCGCCUCUUGCAAAUGCACAACUAGAAGACAGAAACAUAGAUAACCUAUGUGGUUCUCCGAUUGUAUUCUCCUAUAAUAAAACAUCCUUCUAUAACAAAGAAAACAACGUGGAGCCCAGAUCAUCAGAAGAAUCCUGUAAAGGAGAAGAAAAAAAUUAUGCUAGAUGGAACUAUUUUGUGACUUCAGACAAUGUCAGAAAGCUUUUUCGCUGGAAGAGAAACUAAUGUUGAAGCUGCUGCAAAGGUAGUGCACCCUACUUCAACAUAUUCAGACAGCCAAAAUCACCGAAUUUUUGUGCCUAGGUGUGGCCUCUUGCAAACGCAGAAGACAGAGGUUUGUCGGUCAAAUGUGUUGCAUGUACGCCAUGGCAUACAGCUGCGGAAUCUUAUAAAGGAGCUGAUCAUGGCCAAGCUGGGCAAAUAACAUCAAAAGUUGAAUGGGUGGAACAGUAUCAGCUCGGUGUCUACGUUACAUUGACAGUGCUGCCAAGUGGAAAGAAUGAACUCAAGCGAGUCUCGUUCAGUACCAAAAUGUUUACUGAGAAGGAAGCAGAGAAGUGGUAGGAAGAAAACCGGCCUUUUGUCUACAUGGUUUACGAUAUUGAAGAAAAUGACAAUCUGAAGAAGUAGCAGUUUCCUUUGUCUUUCCAAUGUAACUUGAACAUGAUUACACUAGUGGUUCAUGUUAGAGAAGGUAUUUAAUCACCCAAUGUUGCGAAAGUGCAUUAUUUUAUGGGAAUUUUACACUCUAUGCCAAUUAUGGCAAAAUAUUUACCCGUUUUAGCCCAUCUUUUUUAA
Molecule: messenger RNA, 2794 nt
Organism: Lycium barbarum (goji berry)
Lineage: Eukaryota; Viridiplantae; Streptophyta; Magnoliopsida; Solanales; Solanaceae
Exons: 4
Coding region: 1682-2221 (179 amino acids)
Source: RefSeq, a predicted model, not a curated record